GCGUGAAAGCGGGCGCGCGCCGCGACGGCGGCGGCGAGGAAGGCGGCGACGGCGGCGGUCCAGGGGGCGGUGGCCACGAGGCGGGGUCGCUGCUGGCGGAAGAGACGUGUGUGGCGGCGUCUAGGUCGCUGAGGAACAUCGUCGGGGUCAGUGACUAUCAUCUGUUCCACACGAUGAGUAACAGCCACCCUCUUCGCCCCUUUACUGCAGUGGGGGAAAUCGAUCAUGUGCACAUUUUGUCUGAGCAUAUUGGUGCCUUGUUGAUUGGUGAAGAAUAUGGUGAUGUCACGUUUGUCGUGGAAAAGAAGCGCUUUCCCGCCCACAGGGUAAUUUUAGCAGCGAGGUGCCAAUAUUUUCGAGCAUUACUGUAUGGUGGGAUGCGAGAGUCGCAGCCUGAAGCAGAGAUCCCUCUGCAGGACACCACGGCUGAGGCCUUCACGAUGCUCCUCAGAUACAUCUACACGGGGCGGGCGACCCUGACCGACGAGAAGGAGGAGGUGCUGCUGGACUUUCUGAGCCUGGCUCAUAAAUACGGGUUUCCAGAGCUAGAGGAUUCUACGUCCGAGUAUCUCUGCACCAUACUCAACAUUCAGAACGUCUGUAUGACUUUUGACGUGGCCAGCCUCUACUCGCUCCCCAAGUUAACAUGUAUGUGCUGCAUGUUCAUGGACAGAAAUGCUCAGGAGGUGCUGGCCAGCGACGGCUUCCUCUCUCUGUCCAAGACAGCACUUCUGAACAUCGUUCUAAGAGAUUCGUUUGCUGCUCCUGAGAAAGAUAUUUUCUUAGCCUUGUUAAACUGGUGUAAGCACAAUGCAAAAGAGAACCACGCUGAAAUCAUGCAAGCUGUGCGUUUACCUCUAAUGAGCCUCACCGAGCUUCUGAAUGUUGUGAGGCCAUCAGGACUCUUGUCUCCGGAUGCUAUUCUAGAUGCCAUCAAAGUGCGGUCGGAGAGCCGGGAUAUGGACCUCAACUACAGAGGCAUGCUCAUACCCGAAGAAAACAUUGCAACUAUGAAGUAUGGGGCCCAGGUUGUGAAAGGAGAACUGAAGUCGGCCUUGCUGGAUGGUGACACUCAAAACUAUGACUUGGAUCAUGGUUUUUCCCGGCACCCCAUCGACGAUGACUGCCGCUCUGGCAUUGAGAUCAAGCUCGGCCAGCCAUCCAUUAUAAACCACAUACGUCUACUCCUGUGGGACCGUGACAGCCGGUCUUACUCCUACUUUAUCGAAGUGUCCAUGGAUGAACUUGAUUGGAUCCGAGUGAUAGAUCACUCACAUUACCUGUGUCGGUCUUGGCAAAAGUUGUAUUUCCCAGCUCGUGUCUGCAGGUACAUUCGAAUAGUUGGGACUCACAACACAGUGAACAAGAUUUUCCACAUUGUGGCUUUUGAAUGCAUGUUUACAAACAAAGCCUUCACUCUGGAGAAGGGCCUGAUAGCUCCCAUGGAGAAUGUGGCAACAAUCGCUGACUGUGCCAGUGUGAUUGAAGGCGUCAGUCGGAGCCGGAAUGCCUUGCUGAAUGGGGACACUAAGAAUUAUGACUGGGACUCGGGCUACACGUGCCACCAGCUGGGAAGUGGCGCCAUUGUGGUUCAGCUGGCACAGCCAUACAUGAUUGGCUCAAUACGGUUAUUACUCUGGGACUGCGAUGACCGAAGCUACAGCUACUAUGUUGAAGUUUCCACCAAUCAGCAGCAGUGGACCAUGGUGGCUGACAGAACGAAGGUGUCGUGCAAGUCCUGGCAAUCAGUCACUUUUGAAAGACAGCCUGCGUCCUUCAUCCGAAUCGUCGGAACGCACAACACCGCGAACGAGGUGUUCCACUGUGUCCACUUCGAGUGUCCGGAGCAGCAGAGCACCCAGAAGGAAGACAGCAGUGAGGAGCCAGGGACAGGGGACCUCAGCACCCCAAGUCAGCAGCUGGACCCUCAUGCACCGAGGGCACCCAGCGCCAGCUCACUACCGCCGAGUCCGGGCCCCAACUCACGCUCACCCAACCAACAGAAUCAAUAAAGCAGGCAGAGGACAUAGUGUGACUCGGUGGGCCGGGACGGAGCAGCGCGUCCUCCCCCGUCCCUGGGAGGAACAGACCUGGCUGCAGAACCCACCCCAACCAGGUUUUUUCCCUCUGGGGACAGAGGGUGCCUGUGUUCUCCCUGCUCCUCAGGCGGUCUCCGGGGGAGGAGGUGGUCUUGAUCCUUCAAUCCCUACCUCUAAGCUCACCCAGGUACCAGCCCGGACAGAAAACAGGCCCAAGCUGGAAGGAAUUUCAAAAAAAAAAAGAAGGUACCCCAGGCCUUGACAAAACCAGAGAAGAGCCCAGCCCCGGAGUGUCCCCUCUGUGGCUCACUACUUGACGGUUCUGGUCCUGCAGUUUUUCUCCACCAGCUAAGUCAGUGUUGAAGCUAAGUCUGGCCCUCUACAAAGGUCUUCCUCAGCCUCCGAUGCUUGCCGUGGGCAGAGCAAAAGUUUGUCCCUCCUAAAAGAGGCCACACGUAGCCCAUCACAGCACCUAGCCUGCCAAGGGAAAUCCUUGAUGCUCAGCCAGACGCACAAUGUACUGCUCAAUCUGUGGACACUGGAGUUCAUGACUGAUGAGGCUGCCGCUGUUAACCUGUCCUGGUGUUUACCUGGGCAGGCACACAAGCAGCUGCUGGAGAACCACCUAGAAGCCAUGUCAACAGAUAACUGGCUGACCCUGCUGGUUCAGCUGCCCUCGGACAUGUUCAGCCAACAGAUGGUGUGUCGGGGGCACAGGCCUGGGCCUAACAGCGAGUCUCCCGGCAACAUCGCCUGGGAUAGCAAAGAGCAGGUCUCGGGCACUUCCGGUUUUGACCUCUGCAGCUCCACUCGUCCUUCUGUCACUCCUGCGGUUUCCAUGAACAGCUCCUGCCUCUGUACCUCUAUGCGUCAUCCCAAGGCCCCAUGCGGCCACCUUAACAUGUCCUGUUAGCAUGCUCCGAGGAGGACAGGUCUUGGGGUCUGGUCCAACAGGAGAGGCCUCAGCUGCAGGGGAGGCCAUCGAAUGUGAAUUCAGGCCUAGGGUGGCCGAGCUGGUCCCCAGGCAGACUAGUCUAAGCUCUGGCUUCACUUUGCUGUGUGGUGUGGCUGCCUUUGGUAAGGAGGCUCCUGGGUGAUGGCAGGGUGUAGCCACCAUGUGGGGGUGACUGCCUUUAGCAGCAUCCAGCCAGAGUUGCCAGUUUCUCUGGCAAGCAAAACUCCCCGCUCCAGGAACCCCAGUCGCGUGGAGGAUGGAGUUUGUCACUUUUGGAAGAUAAGUGGGAAAGCUUGUUAAUUUUGUUCAUUUGCUUAAGGUAGAUCCUCCUGUAGCCCAGGUUAGCCACACUCAUGGCAGUCCUUCUCUGUCAGCACCCCGAGUUCUGAGCUUCUAGGUGUGAGAUAGCUGCCACAAACAAGUUUGUAAAGACAGAAGACAGACACAGGCCUAGGCCUGCAGCCUAGCAGCUUCCCGGGAGCUUCCCGGGGCAGCCAGCAAGGAGCCUCCGGUGUCCUCCCCAGACGUCACCACACACACCUGUCAUGCUGUCAUCUCCCAUCUGGCUAGCCCAGACUGCCAUCCGAGACCCACGCCUCGUGGCUUUCUUUCUCUCUCAGACCCCCACUGUGCAAGCCCCAGUGAUUGUGCAUCAGGUGAUAGACCACAGAGGCUGCUUACCUACCGUGUCUGCGCUGCCACGGUGCCCUCAGAUACGCAGGAGGGGAGAGGGGACAUCAAAGUCACCGGUGCCAGUGCGGGGCUCAGAGAACCAUGGCAAGCCCCGGGUCACCUGAGCUGAUUCCCAGGCUGCCCUUGGGUCAGGAUGCAGGAGGACGCUUACCUCCCACUAGACACAGGAGUGCACUGCCCUGGGCUGACGGUCAUGUGAUGUGCCUGGAGGCCACAGCCAAAGGUGUCAUAGCCACACCCUAGGUAAGCUCCAUGUUUCCAGGGGACAGAGAGCCUGGCUUGUCCCCUGCAGGACUAACCCCUGAGCCAGCAGACUGGAAAUGACAGAGUGCUGAGCUGCAGAAGUGUAGCAAGUCACGCUGGUUGGAACCGGGGGUCCCCUGCACCAAGUAGCCCCGGCACUGUCCAAGGUGAUGCUGGCUCUGAGGACCUUUGGGGGCCAGGAAGGGCCACAGUCAAGCUCUGGGGGACUGAAGCAGUGUGAACUGGUGCUCCCCAGCCCUGCCGUUGCCCCUAAGGGCAAACAGUGUGACUGUAACCCUCGUGGGCUCUGCUUCCAGGGUGUGGCUCCCGCCCAUGCCUUGUGCCAGCUGUGGAUUGGCACCCGAUUCCAGGGGCAGAGCCUCCUGCCCUGAUCAUGUUCUGUAGGACGGCAGACGCCAUCCCUGGGGCUUUGAGAAGUGUUUAGUCACACCAACAGGGACGCCGGGGACCAUGUGGGUGCUAGGCAGGGAGGUUUGGGCUGUGGGUGGGCUUUAGGGAAAAUGCUCUCUCCAAAGCAGCUUUAAGCAGCUACAGAGGUGGUCUUGUGCUAAGGCUCGGCCUUUCCUAAACCCUCCGCCCGACUUCUGAUCUUAGUGGGGCUGCAGCCCAUGGCAGGUGCGGGUCCUUCUCAACGGUUCUACAAGCUGUCACUUUUCCUGGCCUAUUAAAUGAAGUGUUGAUUCCUGACAAA
Rattus rattus (black rat) is the source of this 4642-nucleotide messenger RNA. RefSeq names its product BTB domain containing 9 (gene Btbd9). The transcript is spliced from 11 exons. Gene Ontology annotation, molecular function: protein binding. The coding region runs from base 174 to 2012 and encodes 612 amino acids. Gene Ontology annotation, biological process: adult locomotory behavior; modulation of chemical synaptic transmission; circadian behavior. Lineage: Eukaryota; Metazoa; Chordata; Mammalia; Rodentia; Muridae. The record is from RefSeq and is a predicted model, not a curated record.